Molecule: messenger RNA, 2424 nt
Organism: Oryza sativa Japonica Group (Japanese rice)
Lineage: Eukaryota; Viridiplantae; Streptophyta; Magnoliopsida; Poales; Poaceae
Source: RefSeq, a predicted model, not a curated record
GCGGAUCAUUCAUGAAAAUGCACCAUUUCCUUUUAAAAGGAACCUAUCUAUUUCAAUAUUUGUGAUGUGGCUAAUCAAGAACAAUACAUCGUGCAUCAAUUAGACUAAAUCUUUCUUUGAUCAUUUAGGUAUCAGAAAUGGACACUUCUGUCAGGAGAACCAGCAAAGGAAUAUCAGGCAAUCCAUCAGAGGAUUCCAACGAACCAGUGGCUAAAUCUCCGACACUGAAGACCGUGAUCGGCAGCAUAAGGAACUAUAUUGCUACCAAAAAGGGUAGAAAAAUAAAGAUCCUGGCCUUUGAGGUAGCCAACACAAUUGCCAUGGGUUCCAACCUGAUGAACUUCCUCUCCGAGGAAAACAUAAGGUACCUGAAACGUGUUGUGCUUCAGAACCAAGGCGUCCAAAGUCUGAUCUCAGAUGAUCAGAGCCAGUUGCUUGCUCUUGUUGGGGAUGAAAUUAGACAACAGUUCAAAGAUUUUGCGGCAUCUGUUGCUAGGCUUGGGAACAUGUGCAGGGAUCCCAAAUGGCACAAUCUUGAAGGGCAUUUCUCUGGGUAAAAUUUUAGCUGCCACCACAUUACUGUUCUUGUAUAAUUCAUGGCUCAAUCAUAUUUUAUUCUAUCUGAGUGUUCAUUUGUGUGCCUCUUGUCACUGCGCAGAUUGGAGUAUGGUCCCAUAACUCAGGAGUAUUCCCAUGAAAAAGCAGCAUCCAAGAUGGAGGAUCUGAUGGAACUUGUGACUAAGACAAAGAUACUGUUUGAAGCAUUGCGCCGAUUGGGAGUCUCCGAGAAGAUGUACAGGGAAGCCAAGCAGACAGGUAUGCCACUUGAGACUUUCCAAAAUGCGGUGAACAUUGAAAAAGAAAUCGUGCAAAGCGCAAAGAAGAAAGCACUUUGGGUCAAGAAGAUUGAAAAAAUUGUGGAGGAACUUGUGUACAUUGUGCAUUACUUGCCUUCUGAGAUCAAUUGUGUCUUCUACAAGGAACAUGAAGAGGAUAGAUCUGUGAAGGCUAAUGGGAGCCCUCAGCAAACUUUAGGGUCUGCUGAUCUCCAGCUGAAUUACGCAAGGAUCGUUAUCGCCAUACAAGUUUUGGUAAGAUUCUUUGACAGUCAUUAGGCCAUUGUUCUAGGAUCUUGGUCAUUGAUCAAGUGUAGUCGUGCAUGAUAUAAACAUAUUUCCGGUUUUCAGUUGAUUUGGCACACUAACUGAAAUGUCGAAACUGAUUUUAUUUGUUCAUAAAGUUUCAAUCGCAGGUAUCCGUCGCAUCAUCGGUUCCGCAAUGUGCUGUAGAUUCAUUGUUCCAUGCACUGCCUUAUAGAAUCAGAUCAGUUUUGCUACCUAGGAUGAGACACGGCGAUUUUGACGACCAGGUGACCACUCUUUUCUGUCAAUUCCGAUUACCUGACAAAAAUGUGUAUCCUGUAUAUACUGUUCAUCUUCAUUUCUUUCUGAACUUUGCAUCUUCUUAUUGCAGAGGACAGAAACGCAGAUCGCCGAUGAGAUGACCAGGAGACUUGAAUGGCUCUAUCCAAUGGCAGAAUUUACAAUAAGGUACUGUAAUCUCUUGCCAUAUACACCAGGUUCAUUCAAUGAAUAAUAACCUGAUGCUCACCUUGUACAUAUCUGAACAUCAGGCUGUCUCAGCACACUGGAAUGAUCAGAGAAUGCCUGGUAUCAGGGUAUAUAACUAUGACUGUCGUGUCUAUUUUGUCAUGAACAAUAUGCAAAAGCACAAUUGCUGAUUUCACUAAUAAUUCCUCAUGAAAUUCUUGUAGGAGCCUCAGUGACCGUGAUCAACGUAAGAUGCUCAAGGUUCAGACACUGUACCAUGCUGAUAAGAUGAAGACUGAUGGCUGCAUCAUUGACAUGGUGAUGGACCUUCAUCUUCUCAUAAAAGCCGCGAGACUGAGGGCUGAUGCGCCGCACCAUAGCGGUCCUCUUGAUCAACCAGUGAGUACCAGUGGAUCAUCAACCAGCUCGGCUAGCACAGGCAUCAGUGGAUCGACCAGCUUCGGUAACAUUAGCACCACUUGGUCAGAUAUUGAUGAAGAUUUCAUCGCCGUGAUCGAUUAGAUUCAAGGUGUAGAUUCCCUGCAAAUUCUGAUGUAGGGAGAGGGAUGCCUGAAAAUAGAGAGGGUUUUAGCUGAGAACUGAGAUAAUGCAGAAAUUUAGUUUAUAGCUCUUUAGAUACUAGACAAGGUUGGUUUAAUGUUCGCGCAAUAUUUGAGUUCAUGAAUCUGUAUUUGAGGAGCUCACAUGUACAUUUUGUGCAAAUGGUUGGAAGAGAGAAGAAAAUGUGCUGAACAUUUUUCCUCCAAAUAAUCAGAAUUUCUUCUCCAAUAUCAUAUAUACUAGUGUGAUCAAUAAUUAAAGAUCAUGCUUAAGCAGGGAAGCAGGGAUGCUUUUUUGGGCCACUUCACCUUAA